CCAAAAUAUCAUUUCCUACUCUGUCUAAUUUUUGUUUUCGUGUCGUUCUGCUCAGUUUCUUUGGAUUUUCUCCUCUCUUUCAAACCCUCCAUUAAAACCGAUCUCCAUUUUUCUCUCUCAAUCGAUUUCCUUGUAAUAAGGUUGCAUUUUUUCAAUUUCUUCUUUUUUUAUUUGAAUAAAUUAUACAAGCAGGCCGUGGAGAUCAGGAUCUCCGCCGUGCCUGGCCGGAAGGAGAUGUGGUAUCUUCCGGUCGUAAUUCCGGCGGUUGAGAGACAAAUCCAGCUGAAAACGAUCGAGUUGUGCUGAAUGAGAAACGGAAUUCUGGUGUAAAUCCUAUACAAAAAUAAUUGAGAAAUAAAAGAGAGAAUAGAAGAUACAUGUAGUUAACGUGCAAUGUAGGGAAAACAGCAAGAAAAAAAUGAAGAGUGAGAAAGGCAUCGAGGAAGCUUUGGAGGAGAAUCAAUGUGUUUUUGCUUUCAUUGAAGCCAAGAACACAGCUUCUUUUGAGAAGACCACGCAGGAGAUAUCUGAAAUUAUGAACUCUCGGGGAUUUUCUCCAUCUUUCUUUUCUGAGGAGGUGUGUUUGUCUGAUGAGAGACUGCUUGGUGUAAGGAAGACGGACCACAUGACUAGUUACUCUGUUGCACAUUUUCCCGUCAUUCAAGCUGUUGGGAGUCUAAAACCAAAUGCUGCUGCUUCGUCACCUCUUGAAAAUCGAAUCCAAGUGGAUUCACAAAUUGCAAAGGGUUUUAUUCAUCCUGACUAUUAUCUCAAUCGUGUUCGAGAUGCUAAUCUAUUAGGGAAACAAAUUGUUGCAGCAGAAAGAGCAGCCAGUCGUUCCUUGCCAUGUGCAGUUGACCAUGAUCUAGGUUCUAGAAUUAAUUUGAAUAUGGACUCUGGUUCAUAUUUUUUCAAUGCAGAAAAAGUAAAUCUGAUGGGUGCUCAGCAUGAGAAUGUAAAUCUAUCUCCAAAUGAUGCUGCAUAUAGUCACUCCGGUGCUGCUGCUCCUGCUCUUGCUCCCUCACAUUAUGAGGAAGAGGAGGCUUUUGAAUCACUUAAAGAACUUGAGGCGCAAACUAUUGGUAAUCUUCUCCCUGAUGAUGAUGACUUGCUUUCUGGUGUGACAGAUGGGUUUAAUAACUCCAUUCGACCUGAUAAUGGGGAAGAUAUGGAAGAUGACUUGUUUAGCAGUGUUGGAGGACUGGAACUUGGGGAAGAUGGAUUUUCUCGAAGAAAUUAUAAACUUUCUGAUGUUAAUUCUAUUAAUCAAAUGCUAAUGUGUGUGGGUACCAAUGGUGGGGAACACCCGUAUGGUGAGCACCCCUCAAGGACGCUCUUCGUCAGAAAUAUAAAUAGCACUGUUGAAGAUUCUGAGCUGCAAACCAUUUUUGAGCAAUUUGGAGAUAUCUGCACCUUGUACACUGCAUGCAAGCAUAGGGGAUUUGUUAUGAUCUCCUAUUAUGAUUUAAGAGCAGCAUGUAAUGCGAUGAAAGCACUCCAAUAUAAACCACUAAGGAGUAGGAAGCUUGAUAUACAUUUCUCAAUUCUGAAGGAGAAUCCAUCAGGUAGAGAUAUUAAUCAGGGAGCUCUUAUGGUUUUCAACCUCGAUUCCUCUGUUUCCAACGAUGAACUCCGUGAGAUUUUUGGUGUCUAUGGUGAAAUCAAAGAGAUCCGUGAUGCUCCACAUAUGUCGGACAACAAAUUUAUAGAGUUUUAUGAUGUCAGAGCUGCAGAAUCUGCACUUUGUGCUUUGAACAAGAGUGAUAUUGCUGGAAAGCAGAUUAAUCUUGUACCCGGCUGUCCUGGUGGUGGCUCCAUAAGAUUCAUGCGGCCCUUUUCUUUAGAGUUGGAGCAGGUACAACAGCACAGCCCUACUAAUAAUUUGUCAACAGGGUUUUCUGUAUUUGGGGAGAGCACACCCACCACAGAUAACGGAACUAUUCUUGGCCCACUUUCAGCAAACGGAGGCCCUGUUACUCCACACCUGGAUAAUGUGCUGCACCCUGGAGUAUCUUCUAGUGUACCUAACCGAUUACCAUCUCUAAUAAGAGUUGAACCUGGAAAUCAAUCCAGUAUUUCUGAUCCUAGCCACUUACAGAACCACCUGAAAUUUGAGCUCCAGGGGCCGACUAAUCUUCAUCCUCAUUCACUUCCUGAAUAUCAUGAUGGUUUAGCGAGUGGCCCUCCCUUUGGUUCUCCAAGCAAGAUUGCAUCAACUAUUGGUACCAGACCACCAGAAAUGAUUGAUGACGUGAAGGAAGCUUUUAGUUCCUCUGGAAAUGGGAGCUUUCCUUCUCCUGGGCAUCAUUACAUGUGGAGUAAUUCACAUCAUCUACAGCGGCCUCAGCCCAUUUUGUGGCCUAAUUCACCGUCAUUUGUUAAUGGGAUUGGUGGUGCUACUGCUCAUCCUCAACAACUGCAUACAAUACCCAGAGGUCCAUCUCACAUGCUGAAUUCACUUGUACCUCUAAAUAACCAUCAUGUUGGAUCAGCACCUUCUGUCAAUCCUUCUCUCUGGGACAGACGACAUGCUUUUGCUGGGGAGUCACCUGAUGCUACUGUAUUUCACCCAGGCUCUCUAGGGAACAUGAGAAUUUCUGGUAAUUCUCCACAUCCACUCAAAUAUGUUCCUCAUGAUAUUUUUCCUCGGGCUGGUGGAAAUUGUAUGGAUGUGCCGAUCGCUUCCAAAAAUAUUGGAUUACAUCCUCAUCAUCAGAGGUGCAUGAUUUUCCCUGCAAGAGGCCAAAUGUUUCCUAUGAUGGGUUCUUUUGAUUCUCCUAAUGAACGGGCGAGAUGCCGCAGGAAUGAAGGCAACUCGAGUCAAGCUGAUAACAAGAAGCAGUUUGAGCUCGACUUAGACAAAAUUGUACGAGGAGAAGAUAAGCGGACAACCCUUAUGAUAAAGAACAUUCCUAACAAGUAUGUCGUAAACAAAUGCAAUGUGGGUUACGCCUUUAUAAACAUGACAGAUCCUUCCCUUAUAGUUCCCUUUUAUCAGACAUUUAAUGGAAAGAAAUGGGAAAAGUUCAAUAGUGAAAAAGUAGCAUCUUUGGCAUAUGCUCGAAUACAAGGAAAGAAUGCCCUCGUUGCACACUUCCAGAAUUCAAGCUUGAUGAAUGAAGACAAGAGGUGCCGUCCAAUACUGUUCCAUACCGAUGGUCCUAAUGCAGGCGAUCAGGUUCCUUUCCCAAUGGGUCCUAAUAUUCGACCGCGAACAGGAAAAAUUCGAACCAGCGUCACUGAUGAUAACUACCGCCAUGAAAUACCAUCAAGUUCUCUAACUGUGGAGGAUUAUUCCAUUGGGGAUUUAUCUUCUGGUUCAGGCAAAGAUUCGGAAUGAGUUGUUGCCUACUUUUUUUGUGAUGACUAACCUGCUAGAAGUCGAUGAGCAUGACCUUAAUUUUCCUGUAUUUUCUUUCUGUCUUCAUUUUUCUUCUUUGUUGUAUGUAUAUUACGGCAUGGUAAAAAGCACGACUGGAGGGGGUUGAGGAGAAACUUUGUUUCUGGUGAAUAUGGAGAAGCCUAAAAAUUGACAGUGCAAUGGCAAUGAGGAGCAAACAUGGAACUUCGAAAUUUUGGACUAUAAUCUGAGGGGUUUCAUUAUUCUGUAUUAUGUAUAGAGGGAGGGCUUUUUGUUCCUUUUCCCCCUUUUUGCGCCCGAAUUUUCGCAUUUCUCUCUUGGCAGUUAGCUAAGUCAGUAGGGGAAAACCUUUGAAGGAAUUUUUGUGGUGAAUGAUGAUGAUGAUGUAUAACUCGGUCUGAGUCGAGUCGGUUUUAUUAAAUAUGAGGAUAUGGUUUGUGCUCAUUGGCCCAAGUUAUUGCUCCUUCAUUUUGAAUGUUUGUAAACGUUUAUUUAUUUUUUGUUUCCUUCUUGCUGCGCC
Striga asiatica is the source of this 3881-nucleotide messenger RNA. The record is from the annotation of a GenBank genome assembly. NCBI's taxonomy places the organism in Eukaryota, Viridiplantae, Streptophyta, Magnoliopsida, Lamiales, Orobanchaceae.